AUGAAAGUGCUCAACGACGUUAUAGAGGAGAGCAUCCAGAACCUGACCAGAACCAUGGUCCUCCGUGAAGACGCCGCCAAGGCCACCUAUACACAGAAAGUGGACUUUGCGAAGCUACGCUCAGAGCUGCUCUCCGCCGACAGCAGCGAGUCCAACACGACGCGGGCCGCCCACGAGCGCCUCACCAACGACAUCGCAAAACUAAGCUCACGGUUGCGCGACGAGAUUGGACGGACACAGGCAAGCGUACGGUUAGAUCUGAACUUGGAAAAGGGCCGCAUACGAGAAGAGGCGGUGUCGCAGGAGCUCAAGAUCAAAGAGACGGAGACCAAGAUCGAACAGGAGGUCGCUGGUCUACGGCAGCAGCUUGAGCAGGUCAAAUUUCAGACUCUGCAAUGGCUGAUCGGUGUGUGCACCGGUUUCGCCGCGCUCAUGCUUGGUGCUUGGCGUCUAUUGAUGUAA
Molecule: messenger RNA, 462 nt
Organism: Phaeoacremonium minimum UCRPA7
Lineage: Eukaryota; Fungi; Ascomycota; Sordariomycetes; Togniniales; Togniniaceae
Product: putative duf1640-domain-containing protein
Exons: 2
Coding region: 1-462 (153 amino acids)
Cellular component (GO): mitochondrion
Source: RefSeq, a predicted model, not a curated record